GAUUUCAUUUUCAAGAUGGAAAGCCCAUCCGACUCAGCUGUGAUUUUACCUAGCACUCCACGGGCCUGAGCCAAUCCACCAUCUCCCCGUAUAAGUAGCACAAGAAAACAACCUAUGAGUGCAACACUUAGAGAACGAUUAAGGAAAACUAGAUCUUCAUUUAAUUCCUGUUACAGUGUGGUGAAACGUCUUAAAGUAGAGAAUGAAGAAAAUGAUCAGACUUUUCCUGAGAAACCAGCAUCUUCAACAGAAGAAAACUGUUUGGAACUUCAAGAAAAUUUUAAAAACAUAGAUGGUGAAUUCAAAGAAAGUACAUAUUUGAAAAAUACCUUCAAGAAUAUCAGUGCAUGUGUAUCUAAAUCUCUUGAUACUGAGUCAUGCAGUGAUCUCCAAAGUGACUUUGUGAAUGAGGAUCUUCCCAAACAAGGAUUAAGUGAAGAAGGAACAAAAUUGGUGAAGCAGAUUGAGGAGAAAGAAGACGUUCUUCGCAGGCUAAAACUGGUCAAAAUGUAUAGAUCAAAGAAUGACCUGUCUCAGUUACAGGUGUUAAUACAGACGUGGAGAAGCUGUAGCCAGCUGUUACUUUAUGAGUUGCAGUCAGCUAUGUCUGAGGAGAACAACAAACUCAGCCUUACUCAGUUGAUAGACCACUGUGGGUUAGAUGAUAAAUUGCUACACUAUAACAGAAAUGAAGAAGAAUUUAUGGGUGUUUAA
Messenger RNA from Neomonachus schauinslandi (Hawaiian monk seal), 714 nucleotides. Its product is annotated as swi5-dependent recombination DNA repair protein 1 homolog. The record is from RefSeq and is a predicted model, not a curated record. NCBI's taxonomy places the organism in Eukaryota, Metazoa, Chordata, Mammalia, Carnivora, Phocidae. Gene Ontology annotation, biological process: positive regulation of DNA-templated transcription; double-strand break repair via homologous recombination. Gene Ontology annotation, cellular component: Swi5-Sfr1 complex. The transcript has a single exon.